CUCCCCCCUCUUUGUUCUAUCAAUCUGGUGGAUUUAUCUACUUUAACAAAAGAGAGUCGUACGAAAACAGUGCAUAGUCAGCAAGUUGUGCAAGAAACCAAGGACCGCUCCAGUCCUCUUCUGCUACGGUCAACCGUGAAGUGAAGAGCAAGAGGGCGAAAAGAACGAGGCACGUGACGCGGCCUCCAGGCGGAUGACUGCAUCGACACGACGUCAAAAGAUCAAAGAGCGAGAAGAAGAAGAUGGAACAGCCCGUCGCAAACAACACGAACUCGCCGCGUUCAGUGUUGCCAAAUCAUAUUAUAAAUGCCAUCUCGGUUUACCGGUGCCCUCCAUUCUUAUCCAAGCACAAGAAAUGCAACUAUCUACCAGUCACAGCAUCCGAUCGAACCAAGUGACUACUGCCGAGCAUGGAUGACACGCCCUCCCUCUUGAAUGAACUUGAGAACGAGUAUUGCCCUCCUCUGGACCCCGCUCUUUUCGUCGCAAUAGUGAGCGAUUAUGCCCUCGACGACCAGUCUGCCAUCCAGCAGCUUCGAGAGACUCUGGAUGCAUUAAAGAUAUCUGCAUUUGAACAAGAAGAUGCCAUUUUUGACCCGUCAGGAACUAGCGGGUUUGAUUUUCCGGAGGACGCAUCGGCCAUUGCCUCUGCACAGAGCGAACCGCAGACCUUAGGGUCUCAUGAAACCAACACAACAAGCCUUGGAUCAACUGUCUCUUCACUCGGUGUGGAAUCAAGCAACGACCCUGGACAGAGGACCGGAGGUAGAAAUAGUGAUUCAAAGUGGUCGGGUGACUCUACAACCGCCGUAAAGGGCCUCAAUAGGUCGAAUUCGGAAGAUCAAGCGGAAUAUUUAAAUGAGAUGUUCCCUUCAAUCGAUCGAUAUACUGUUUUACAUACGCUUGAUAAAUAUGGUGGGAAUGUUGACAAGGCAAUGGACGUGCUGUUGAAUUUAUCGUUUUUUGAGAACGGUCAGACUUCUGGGACGGACGAGGACCAGAUCUCGGUACCUAAAGGAAUUGAGGGAUUCGAACACUCGAUCGGUAACGGCAAGUCGCGUAGGAGAGGCAAAAAGAACAAGAACAAGCAACAUUUACAAAAUUUGUCUGGAUCUGAUCUCUCGCAGACCUCCUUAAGCGAUACCAGUGGGGCAAAACCUGAAAAUAGAUGGGAUAAUGGGAAAAAAGAUAUGGAAUUUAUUUGUUCGAAAACACUUCUGGCCAUGUCAACUAUUAGUUCAGCAUACCAUUCAAAUGGCGCGUCACUUCCAGCAACUAUCCGUGCUCUUACAAGAGAUGAAGCAAAGAAUUAUUCGACAGAAGACGUGGAAGACGAUGUGACUCGCACCCAAAUUGCCGAACUACAGGAGGAAUUUCCGGCGCUCUCUCAUCAGGAACUUGUUAGCCUCCUCAGGUUGACGAGGAAUUGCAUAUCUGCCGCGAACGAGUUAGCAAGAAUAAUGGUAAUUGAACCGAUACCCAGCCUUGUACAACCGGAAUAUCGAGCAACCGGGCCGUCCGGUUCACUCCAAGCUACCACUAACUCAACUACAUCCCGCACGCCUACCAGGACUUCAUCCGUUCCUGCGGCAACAGCUGUUAGACCAAACUACAACCCUAUCGUCAGCCGCGCCAUUGCAGACAGACAUCUCAUUGCAAGCCAGCAGGCGUUUGAAAAAGCUCACUCCGCUUAUCGCCGUGGAAAAUCGGACCGUCUUAUGGGUGGUGCAGCAGGAUAUUACUCAUCCCUCGGUCGCGAGCAUUUUGAGAAGGCGAAGAGAGAGUCAGCCAUUGCUGCUGAUGCACUUGUCUACAGCCAGUCAACAAGCAGCGUACUAGACCUGCAUGGGGUGAGCGUGCAGGAUGCGGUGCGGAUCGCAAAACGGAGUGUGGAAUCCUGGUGGGAGUCUCUAGGUGAUGAGAAGUACUCCAAUCGUUCGCGAGCACAGCCUGGAGCACGAAGCUACCGUGUCGUUACUGGGCUUGGACGGCAUAGCAAGAAUGGUACUGCAAGAUUAGGUCCUGCUGUUGCUCGGUGCCUGGUACGAGAGGGAUGGAAGGUUGAGGUUGAGCGAGGUGCGCUGGUAGUGACUGGCCAAGUUGGUUAUUGACGAGGCGUCCAUGUCCUUGAUUCUAUACAGGCGGUUUUCCUCGUAGUGAAUUCUCGCUAGGUUGUAAGCGUCUAGCCUUUGGAGUUUUGAUACCCAGCUUUGUCAGCGUUGGUUUUUGUCAGUGCUUAGAUGAAAAGAUAGUAGUACAGUAGACUUGCUAUCUAUAAGGUAUACUAUGAAUAGAAAUGAUUUCAAAUAGCUAAAUAGCAACAUCGCUUAAGCGCUCCGGCUCGCGGAUGCUUCGCCUUACUGAUUCCAC
Messenger RNA from Trichophyton rubrum CBS 118892, 2370 nucleotides. RefSeq lists its product as uncharacterized. The transcript is spliced from 3 exons. The record is from RefSeq and is a predicted model, not a curated record. Gene Ontology annotation, molecular function: ubiquitin binding. The coding region runs from base 411 to 2111 and encodes 566 amino acids. NCBI's taxonomy places the organism in Eukaryota, Fungi, Ascomycota, Eurotiomycetes, Onygenales, Arthrodermataceae.